This is a messenger RNA of Salvelinus fontinalis (brook trout), 4798 nucleotides long. RefSeq names its product transmembrane channel-like protein 3. Gene Ontology annotation, cellular component: plasma membrane. The record is from RefSeq and is a predicted model, not a curated record. The transcript has 10 exons. NCBI's taxonomy places the organism in Eukaryota, Metazoa, Chordata, Actinopteri, Salmoniformes, Salmonidae. Gene Ontology annotation, molecular function: mechanosensitive monoatomic ion channel activity. The coding region runs from base 1 to 2097 and encodes 698 amino acids.
AUGUUCUUCUGGCCUCGUCGGGCAGUCAGUUGGCUGAAGUUCCUCGCCACACAGCGCUCACACUUCCCUCUGGAGUGGGAGCAGGGGUCAGACCUACGCAGUCCUGGGGAGAUGUUGAAGCUGUCUAUCAUCGAUAUGAUCUUCACGGUGGCCAGUAUCCUGUUGAUAGACUUCAUCAGAGGGCUGGUGGUCAGGUACCUGAGUGACUGCUGCUGCUGGGACCUGGAGAGCAAGUUUCCUGAGUAUGGGGAAUUCAAGAUAGCUGAGAAUGUACUCCACCUGAUAUAUAACCAAGGAAUGAUCUGGAUGGGUUCGUUCUUCUCUCCCUGUCUGCCUGCCUUUAACAUGUUGAAGCUGAUAGGCUUGAUGUACCUGAGGAGUUGGGCUGUGCUCACCUGUAACGUCCCUCACCAACAGGUGUUCAGAGCAUCCAGAUCAAAUAAUUUCUACCUGGCUAUGCUGUUGUUCAUGCUUUUUCUGUGUAUGCUGCCCACCAUCUUUGCCAUAGUGAGAUACAGACCUUCCCAACACUGCGGGCCAUUUAGCGGUCAGGAGAAGAUUUAUGACAUCAUCUCAGAGACGAUAGCCAAUGACUUCCCGCUGUGGUUCAGUAAAGUGAUGAGUUACGUCACCAGCCCUGUCGUAGCGCUGCCCGCUCUGCUACUGCUGUUCAUGCUGAUCUACUACCUUCAGGCCAUUGCCAGAUCCCUUAAAUUCACCAACAACCAGCUGAGGAUGCAGCUUCAGACUGAGAGAACAGAAGACAAGAAGAAGGUAUUACAGCUGGCUUCAGCGAGGCUACAGGCCCCAGAGGUCCCCGGGGGGGACAGGAAGCCUGACCAGCAGGAUGGUGACAUCACCAGCCGCGAGUCGUCCAUUCGCACGCCGUCGCCACGACCCAACGGCAGUGUCACAAACUUCCAGUCGCCCGAUCGUCGCGGCAACGGCAUCCGCACCAUCACCCAGUCGGCAUCGAGGGCCGAGACCGCUAGGGCGACAUUUGCUGCUGGGGCGUCUAGAAGUCCAACAGUGUCCAUAAUUCACAAGCAAAGGCCGGAGAACAUCCCUAACAGACACCCUUCCUACCUGGGAGGCCCUAGCGGUACCUGCAGGUCCAAGUCCUACCACCAUGUGGCGUACAACCCCCCGACACGCUACUCCUCAGAGAACAUCCACUCCGACCCACUCUACAGGAAGACCAUCAGGCCCAUGCACUCCGCAGAGGCAGCUGGGAUAGUGACCGCCCAGAGCUAUGUGGGCCGUCGCCCCUACACCACGCGCUACGUCAUCGUCAACGAGAACGAAGCUAGGAAAAAGUUGCUUCGAUCAGCCACACGCGUCCCUCGCCACUUCCGAGCGGAGGACCCGGUGGGUGAAAUCGUAGAGCUGAUCCCGCGGAAUAUCAAGCGGUAUACUCCAAGGGCUCCGCAUCUGCAUGGGCACCCACAUAGGUCGAAUCCGGCCCAGUCACACCUGAGUGAUGAAGAGCAGGAGGAAGAGGCAGGGGGGAAGAGGGAGUCUAGGAGGGGGUUGUUCGGGCAGACUCACCGGCCCCGCUCACUCUCCGACCUCCACCAGCCGGCUCGCUUCUACAUCGGAGAGCGCCUGGAGACCAAGCUGGUUAUGGCGUCAAAAGACAGCCACACUGCUAGGGGGCGCUACAGCGGUGAAGCCCAAAAAGGGGACUGGGAGGAUAUGGAGACGCGCUUGCACUCCCUCUCCCAGACCAGCAUCAGAGGAGCGGAGCUUCCACCACCAAUCAGGCACACACAGUCCCCAGCCAGACACCCCCACUCCCCGAGCAGACUUGUACACUCACACCCCCAGGGCCCUGGAAGACGCCUGGAGCCACAGGUCAAGCCCAAGACAUCCAGGUCCAAGCUGGAGCCUUCCCUGACUGAGUCGGACUCGGCCUCUCUGGCCUCCAGUAGCGACCAGCAGAACAGCAGCACAGACCAGUACAUCCAGGUCAUUCACAACAAGGAGAAGUAUCUCAAGUCUGAGGCAAGGCAAGGCAAGCUGGCUAAGAAGAAGUCCAAAGCCAGUAUAGAUCUCAAUGUGUCUGGGUCCAAAGACCUGGUCUGCUCCAACGUGUAGUUGGUGUAUUUGUAUUGUGAAUAUAUCUAGGUUUAUUUAACCUUUAUUAAUCCAUAUUGACAGUAGUGAAAAGUACUUAAGUAAAAAAUACUUUAAAGUACUACCUAAGCAGUUUUUUGGGGUAUAUGUACUUUACUUUUAGUCUACUAUAUUCCUAAAGAAAAUAAUGUGCUUUUUACUCCAUACAUUUUCCCUGACACCCAAAAGUACUAGUUACAUUUUGAAUGCUUAGCAGGACAGGAAAAUGGUCUAAUUCACACACAUCAAGAGAACAUCCCUGGUCAUCCCUACUGCCUCUGAUCUGGCAGACUCACUAAACACAAAUUUGACAAACACUUCAUUUGUAAAUUAUGUCUGACUGUUGAAUUGUGCCCCUGGCUAUCAGUAAAUUUUAAAAACAAAAAAUUGUGCCGUCUGGGUUGCUUCUGCCCCUGAACAAGCCAGUUAACCCACUAUUCCCUGGGCGCCGAAGACGUGGAUGUCGAUUAAGGCAGCCAUCCGCACCUCUGAUUCAGAAGGGUUGGGUUAAAUGUGGAAGACACAUUUCAGUCGAAUGCAUUCAGUUGUACAACUGACUAUGUAUCCCCCUUUCCCUUUCCUAAAUUAAUAUAAGGAAUUUGAAAUGAUUUACACUUUUACUUUUUAUACUUAAGUAAAUUUUUGGAAUUCACAUUUACUUUUGAUACUUAAGUAUAUUUAAAACCAAAUACUUUUAGACUUUUACUCAAGUAGAAUUUUACUGGGUGACUUUCACUUUUACUUGAGUCAUUUUCUUUUAAGGUAGCUUUACUUUUACUCAAGUACAACAAUUAGGUACUUUUUCCACCACUGGUUAUUGAAAGCAAAUUAUAUUUUACAAUAAUGACCUGUCGAGUUAAUUGUUUUGUAAUGGGUUACACAAAGUCGUAUUGUAAACCACAGAAAAUGUGAAAAGCCCAUUCAUGGCCAAUGCUAUACUUUGUGUGUGUUAACAAACAGCUCUAUGUACAUAAUAUGCAUAACAUAUUAUAUGCUCACAUUAUCAUGGAUACUGUGCUUGCUAUCAAUCUAAUAAAUAUCAUGGUCAAUGGUCCAAAGUAGUGUACCUAAGCAUCAGAUUGUUUUGUUCUACUCAAGGUUAUGUGUAUGGCCCUUGAUGUUUGUUUUAGGGUUAUCACAAACAGAUGUUAUAUUGGCUAUUGUGUGUGUGUACAUUACAUUGUACCAAGCAAACAUGGCCUUCAAUUCAGUAAAAUGAUGAUACCGUAGUAAAGUAUGAUGUGUAACAUAUAUAAUAUACUCUGCAAAAAAAUAAACAUCCCUUUUUCAGGACCCUGUCUUUCAAAGAUAAUUCAUAAAAAUCCCAAAAGCUUCACAGAUCUUCAUUGUAAAGGGUUUAAACACUGUUUACCAUGCUUGCUCAAUGAACCAUAAACAAUUAAUUAACAUGCACCUGUUGAACGGUCUUAAGACACUAACAGCUUACAGACAGUAAGCAAUUAAGGUCACAGUUAUGAAAACUUAGGACACUAAAGAGGCCUUUCUACUGACUGUGAAAAACACCAAAAGAAGGAUGCCAAGGGUCUCUGCUCAUCUUCGUGGACGUGCCUUAGGCAUGCUGCAAGGAGGCACAAGGACUGAAGAUGUGGCCAGGGCAAUAAAUUGCAAUGUCCGUACUGUGAGACACCUAAGACAGCGCUACAGGGAGACAGGACAACACCUGCACAGGAUCGGUACCUCCGAACAUCACACCUGCAGGACAGAUACAGGAUGGCAACAACAACUGCUCGAGUUACACUAGGAACGCACAAUCCCUCCAUCAGUGCUCAGACUGUCCGCAAUAGGCUGAGAGAAGCUGGACUGAGGGCUUGUAGGCCUGUUGUAAGGCAGGUCCUCACCAGACAUCACUGGCAACAAUGUCGCCUAUGGGCACAAACCCACAGUCGCUGGACCAGACUGGCAAAAAGUGCUCUUCACUGAUGAGUCGCGGUUUUGUCUCACCAGGGGUGAUGUUCAGAUUGGCGUUUAUCGCCGAAGAAAUGAGCGUUAUACUGAGACCUGUACUCUGGAGCGGGAUCUAUUUGGAGGUGGAGUGUCCAUCAUGGUCUGGGGCGGUGUGUCACAGCAUCAUCGGACUGAGCUUGUUGUCAUUGCAAGCAAUCUUAACGCUGUGCGUUACAGGGAAGACUUCCUCCUCCCUCAUGUGGUACCCUUCCUGCAGGUUCAUCCUGACAUGACCCUCCAGCAUGACAAUGACACCAGCCAUACUGCUCGUUCUGUGCGUGAUUUCCUGCAAGACAGGAAUGUCAGUGUUCUGCCAUGGCCAGUGCGAAGAGCCCGGAUCUCAAUCCCAUUGAGCACGUCUGGGAUCUGUUAGAUCGGAGGGUGAGGACUAGGGCCAUUCCCCCCAUAAAUGUCCGGGAACUUGCAGGUGCCUUGGUGGAAGAGUGGUGUAACAUCUCACAGCAAGAACUGGCAAAUCUGGUGCAGUCCAUGAGGAGGAGAUGCACUUCAGUACUUAAUGCAGCUGGUGUCCACAACAGAUACUGACUGUUACUUUUGAUUUUGACCCCCCCUUUGUUCAGGGACACAUUAUUCCAUUUCUGUUAGUCACAUGUCUGUGGAACUUGUUCAGUUUAUGUCUCAGUUGUUGAAUCUUGUUAUAUUUAUACAAAUAUUUACACAUGUUAAGUUUUCUGAAAAUAAACACAGUUGACAGUGA